Molecule: messenger RNA, 3697 nt
Organism: Megachile rotundata (alfalfa leafcutting bee)
Lineage: Eukaryota; Metazoa; Arthropoda; Insecta; Hymenoptera; Megachilidae
Gene: SF1
Product: splicing factor 1
Biological process (GO): regulation of mRNA splicing, via spliceosome
Cellular component (GO): nucleus
Molecular function (GO): zinc ion binding; mRNA binding
Source: RefSeq, a predicted model, not a curated record
CGCCCAUGAAAGAGAUCGAGGUGUCCGUCAGUCGAACUUGUACGCCAUUUUUGUGGUGUGUAAACUUCUAUUGAACUUAAAAGAAGAAAAAAAAGAAGCAAUUGUGUGCUGCUUAGCGCACAGCUAUUCUGACGUAUUGCACGUCUGUGACAAGUUCCACGUAAUGAAUCAGUCGCGAAAUUUUACAUCAUUGUUAAAUCCAAGUUAUUUGCAAAACGCGCAGCAAAAUGCUGCGACUGCAAACGCGGCUGCCGCUGCAGCUGCUGCAGCUGCCGCGGUAAGUGCCGCGAUUGCAAAUGGAACGCAGCUUAACUUCAAUUCGAAUUCUCCGACGAAUAACACCAGAAAACGCGAAGCGGAAAAUGAUAGUAAGCAAGAGAAAGAGACAAAAGAGGAACGUAGGAAGAGGAGGAGAACUAGAUGGGGCGGUAGUGAACAUGACAAAACUUUUAUACCAGGCAUGCCUACGGUUCUACCAACUAACCUGACUCCUGAACAGGAGAAGGCUUAUCUCUUUCAGCUGCAGAUUGAGGAAAUCAGCAGGAAGCUACGUACCGGAGAUCUUGGAAUUCCACUUAAUCCUGAGGAAAGAUCUCCAUCUCCUGAACCCAUAUACAGUAGUGAUGGUAAACGGUUGAAUACAAGAGAAUAUCGUACUAGACGUAAAUUGGAAGAAGAACGUCAUAAUCUUAUUCAGAAGAUUCUCAAAAUUAAUCCAGAAUUUAAGCCCCCACCAGAUUAUAAACCACCAAUAAUACGAGUUCAUGAUAAAGUCAUGAUACCACAAGAAGAACAUCCAGAUAUUAAUUUUGUUGGUCUCCUUAUUGGUCCACGUGGGAACACAUUAAAAUCGAUGGAAAAGGAAACUGGAGCAAAGAUUAUAAUCCGCGGUAAGGGUUCUGUAAAAGAGGGAAAAGUUGGGAGGAAAGAUGGUCAACCGUUACCUGGUGAGGAUGAACCUUUACACGCGUAUAUUACAGCUAACAAUUUAGAUGCUGUAAAGAAAGCUGUUGAAAGAAUACAUGAAAUCAUUCGACAAGGAGUAGAAGUACCAGAAGGACAAAAUGAUUUACGACGCAAUCAACUUAGAGAACUAGCUUUGUUAAAUGGAACAUUGCGCGAAAAUGACGGACCACGUUGUACUAAUUGUGGCGCGUCUGAUCACAAAUCAUGGCUGUGUCCAGACAAACCGAAUGUAACAAACAAUAUAGUAUGCUCAAGCUGUGGAGGAGCAGGGCACAUUGCACGUGAUUGUAGAUCUAAAAGACCUGGCCAAGGCGGGCCAGCUGCUGCAGGAAUGGGAGGAAUGGGACCAGGUGGAGAUAAAGCUAAAAUAGACGAAGAAUACAUGUCCCUUAUGGCAGAAUUAGGCGAAGGUCCACCACCAGAUCGAUCUAAAAGCGGGCAACCACGUCAACCAAAUCCUAAUCCUAACUAUCCUGGUCUCUUCGAUAGGCAACAAGCACCUCGUGCGUUAAUGGCAGCACCAGCCCAUCCACCGCCCCAAAUGAUGCAAGGUGGUCCAAUGAUGCCUCCGCCAGGAAUGGCUCCGCCUCCAUGGAGUCAAGGCGAAGUAAAUAACAUGAACGGUAUGAAUAUGCAAUGGCAACCUCCAGUUAGUAUGCCUCCUCCACCCGGUGUAAUGCAACCACCUCCGCCGCCACCUGGUUCGACGACUCAGCCAAAUAUUCCACCAUUAAUGCCUUGGAUGGCUGGAAACAAUCAACCACCACCACCCGGACAAAUGCCACCAGCACAAAUUCCACCGCCUGGAAUGGGAAUUCCACCGUGGCAGCAGGGACAACAAGGACCGAUGCGCCCACCUCCACCUGGAACAGCUCCACCACCAGGAUUUCCAGGAUGGCAGCCGCAACAAAUGGGUGGAUGGCCACCAGCGGCUCCUGUUCCACCUCCUCCACAACAACAAACACCAGCGCCACCUGGCAUUGAUCUCAAUACUUUGCCGACACUAUUGGCACAACCACCUCCACCACCUCCUCCAACUAGUUAGUGUAAAAAAUCGUCAGAUCAUUUAAUCAAAGCUUCUUUGUUCGUACAAUAGAGGAUUAUCGUCGAUCGUGUCAGUACAUGGAUUACAAUAUCAGACUGAAAACAGUUGUAACUGUUACUAGUUCAAAUGAUCCAAGAUCUUAAUUAACCUUUCCUUCUAUAAGGUUUUCUUUCUCUGUGGAAAAAAGGAUGCGGUCAAGGAUAUACAUAUUUCUCGGUCCACUUUGUGGAUCAUGCAAUGUUCAUGAAAGAACAGCUUUAGGUUGGCAAUAUAUUGUGAGAACAUCAGAGUACUCGGUAAAAGAAAAAUUAAUUUUGGUUACCAUUAGCUCCUGAUUAAUUGUAUGUACCUAAAGCUUUCUUACAAUUGUAAAUGUAAGUGAUAUGCCAAACACAUUUUUUAUAAUAUUACUUCGAGCACGAUUAUUUUUACUUACAUGUUUCUUCGAACAUAAAAUCAUACAUUAUGACUAGAAUAUAGUUUACUUGUAUUUUCUGAGUAGUAUGCAUAAUGUUAUGUAUACUAGUAGUGCAUUUGUUGCUCUGUACAAGUAUCGUAAUCAAUUUCUUGCUUCUAUAUAGUAUCUAUUGUGGAUAUUAUAUAAUAAGUGUUUAAAAUGAUUUAUGAAAUUGUAUAUACAAGUUCCUACAACAUUUAAAACUCCAGUAAGUUUUCUUGUAUGUUAAUUUGUUAUGAACAUUUUCCAUAACUUCAAUCGAUAUAAUAAUGUACGAUAAGUUUUAAUAUAUCAUAAAAUAUGAGUCUUUACUUGUACAAGCAAUGAGCUGGCAGAUUACAUUAGAUAAUUUACAUAUUACGUUUGCGAAAAUAUUUCUGUUCGUUUGUAAGAACAGCAUACGUAUGGAUCAUUGAAACAUAAUGUCGUGAACGUCCAAGCGCAAUAAUUUCGGUCAGUCAUUCACUAGCGGGAAUAAAAUGAUUCGUUGAAAAUUCAAAUUAUAAAUUCCACUUUAUAUGAAACAAUAUUAAUAUUGUGUGUUAUGUGUAGGAUAUGAAUAAAUAGUUUGUGGAACUUUGUAAUAGCUUAAUGUGUAUAUUAGCUACACAAUAAAGGUAUAUCAUAUACAAGCAAACACAUUUUUAUUUCUUUAAAUAAAUUUUUAUAUAAAUCUCUAUACUUUACCUUACCUACAAUGUGAUUAUUUCGUUAGUAGAUUCCAAAGGAAAUGCCGCCAAUGUUUCACUAAAAGCGGGUAUAAAAUAUAAAUUUUCGAAUUUUAUUUGUUUUGAUUUACUUUCGAAUUACAAUACUAUAUACAGAUAAACUAUUUAAUAAUUAUUAUAUGCCAAUAAAAUUCUUUACAUUUUUAUUUCAUUUAAAAAAAAUUAUUAGAGGAACUGCCGUAAUUGCGCAACGAGAAACAAUAUCUCUUCCUCAUUGAAAUUAUCCUCCUAUUUCGAGAACCAUACAAAUACGUUACUUGAAAAAAUCGUUACGUAGAUGAUAAAAUUAAAUGUUUUGUAUCAUUCUGUUAUCGAUUUUUACUUAUAAAUUCGUCUGAAAACUCGUUUUGUAUUGUACAUUUAUCAAAGAAAGAACCUUUUCCAGUUCUAAGUCAUUUCAAUGUCAUUCUAAUCUUAACAAUAAUAUUUGUAAUUUAUAUGUAUUGUUUGGUAAUAAAAGACAGAUUAAUGAGAUCAAAAGUCAAAUUUGAAAAAAAAAAA